AUGUCAUCAUCACCGCCCGAAAAGGAAACGCCUUUGUCGAAGCUAGACAACGAAUUAUUCGACGUGGCGCCAAAGACCGACUGGCAGAGGUCCAUCACCGAACGAAAUGCACGUAAAUCACCUCUUCUCCGCUUACCCCGUGAACUGCGCGAUCUCAUCUGGACCUUUACUUUCACACGGACUAUUAAACCAGACCGGAGAGAAACUUCCCCCAAUUCUGCGUUCAGCCCCCUUGUAGUAUGCCGACAAUGCUACACGGAAGCUGCCAAACUUGCAUAUCCCUUCCUCACUUGGUCCUUUAGCUGUCAGCCGCCCUUCGAGGACUUCUUCUGGUCACUAUGCGAUAGUGAGAAAAACAGGUGUAAGAAGAGCUUGAUACGUUCCAUCCAAAUUGGCGCCGAUCCUACGGAUUUGUACCAGUUGGCCGAGAGAGAAGAUCCCGGAUACGACGAGGAGGAGGAGAAAGCUUUGAAAGCAAAGGAAGAUGAAGACGAGUAUAGUCGUGUCACAUUUCGUGCCUUUAGGAAUCUCUCGCACCUGGAGCUGUUGCUUUCCACUACAGAGGUUUACUUAGAUCCAGAUGAUUAUGAAGACAUGAAAUACGACGACACUAUGCCGCUGCGGUUCGAUAGCACUGAGAUGAGGGAGGCCAAGGAUAACUUCACUAAAACUAUGAAGCAAAAGGUUCCUCAUGUGAUCGUUACGUAUAGAGAAUUUGGAAAUACCUUGGCCAUGAGAAAGUACUGGAAAGAGCAGGAUCUUUGA
Messenger RNA from Alternaria atra, 765 nucleotides. RefSeq lists its product as uncharacterized. The transcript is spliced from 2 exons. The record is from RefSeq and is a predicted model, not a curated record. NCBI's taxonomy places the organism in Eukaryota, Fungi, Ascomycota, Dothideomycetes, Pleosporales, Pleosporaceae. Bases 1 to 765 code for a protein of 254 amino acids.